Messenger RNA from Monodelphis domestica (gray short-tailed opossum), 2119 nucleotides. RefSeq names its product transmembrane protein 41A (gene TMEM41A). The record is from RefSeq and is a predicted model, not a curated record. NCBI's taxonomy places the organism in Eukaryota, Metazoa, Chordata, Mammalia, Didelphimorphia, Didelphidae.
GAUGGUGGGAGUGAGGGGAGGGGCCAGCUCUAGCCGGACUCCGCCCCUCCCUGCCUGUCAAAGGUCUUCAUUUGGCCUGGGCUGGAGGUGUCCAGGGGUCCCGACUAAGUCCGGGCGCAGGCGCGCGGCCAUGCGGCCCCUGCUCGGCCUCGUCCUGGUCUUUGCCGUCUGUACCUUCUCCCUGUACCUGCUCUCCGUCAGGCUGCCGCGGCACCCGAGACCCAAGGAUGGACUGGGCAAAGAGGGGGACGAGGCAGAGGAGCCAGGCCCUAGGGCACUCAAGUUUCCUUCGGACUUGGAAGAGCUCCGAGAGCUCUCAGAGUUUCUGCAGGACUAUAAGGGGGAACACCAGGCCUACGUUCUGUUGUUGUUCUGCAGUGCCUACCUCUAUAAACAGUGCUUCGCUAUCCCGGGCUCCAGCUUCCUGAACAUUCUGGCUGGGGCCUUAUUUGGACCAUGGAUAGGACUCAUCCUGUGCUGUGUGCUGGCCUCAGUGGGCGCUACUUGCUGUUACCUGUUGUCCAGGGCUUUUGGAAAACAGUUAGUGAUCUCCUACUUCCCGGAUAAGGUGGCCAUGCUGCAAAAAAAGGUAGAAGACAACAGGAACAGCCUCUUUUUCUUCCUGCUCUUCCUGAGACUCUUCCCCAUGACACCCAACUGGUUCUUGAACUUCUCGUCCCCGAUCCUGAACAUCCCUAUCGUGCAGUUCUUCUUCUCCAUCCUCAUUGGCCUGAUCCCGUACAACUUCAUCUGCGUGCAGACGGGCGUCAUCCUGUCCACCGUCACGUCCCUGGACGACCUCUUCUCGUGGGCCACGGCGCUGAAGCUGCUGGCCAUUGCCCUGGUGGCCCUGAUCCCCGGAAGCCUGAUCAAACGCUUCGGCCGGACACGUCUGAGGCUGGAGCGACCCAACAGCGCCCAGCUGGGACCCAGCAAGAAGCAGACGUGAGCGGAGCCGGCCCGUCCGGCCUCGCGGCUGGGGGCUUCCGGACCUCUCCGUGUCCCUGCACCCCUUUGAGGGGGCCGGGAGGGGCCUGGGGGCGGCCAGGGCACGAGACCAGACCGUCGGGGAGAGCCGCACUUCGAGGGCCGGGAUGGCGCCCUGGAGCUCGCCGGGCCUCUGAAGUGGGGCUCCAGCGGCCUCUGGCCCGUGCUUUGGGGGGCCCUGCACGGUCUCCCAGCGAGCAGCGGCCCUCCGCUCGCCUCCUUUCCCAGACUCGGCUCCAUCCGUGCCGUUCGUGGGUGGCCCGGAUCCCCCGAGCUCUCCCGAGGGUGUCCCACGGCCUCCUCCUGCUCCUCCUCCUCUCUUGGGAGGUUUCUUCCGGUCUUGGGGCCGUCAGGUGUUCAGACGGAAGUUGGGGCCGGAUGUGUGACGGGCUUUUCCCGGUUGGGGCUCCGCCAUCCCUUAAACACCUUGUUCAUCCGCACUUUCUGUCCGUUGUAGCUUUAGGACAGAUGGGCAAAGGCGAGACAAUCGAGGCGAAAGACUUGCCCAAGGUCUCCCAGCCCCGAGGCCGCCCCCGCCCGGAGCCCCACACGCCCCUGGCUGCCCUCUCCGUCCCUUUCCUGUGAGGCUGGAGACAAUCAGAGCAAACUGGCCGCACCGUCUGAUUUCCGUUAUUUGCCAUUAAUGAUUUUAGCAAGGAUUCGAUUUUUUAAUUACGUUUUACUGCUGGGAUCCGUGUUUCAACGGAUGGGACACGGGCGCUGCCCAGGCCACAGACACGGAGGGCCGCUGGGACGCCUCAGGAAGGGAGACCGGACGGCCGUGCUCGGCUCGGCCGCGCUCCGCAUGUGGACUGCUUGCUCGGGCUCUGGAUGGCCCGUCUGGACCCGCCUGGGCCCGGGACGCCCCAUCUCUGGGGGGGUCCGGCAGGGCCCCUUCUGUCCUUGGAUCCCAGCGGCCCCCCGGAGUGCCCAGCCCAGGAGCCUGACCAGCAGAGCCGGGGAGGGGGAGACGCGGUCCAGGCUCCGCUGGUCGGCCUGUCCCGGCGGCCGGGGGCGACGGAAGAGGGGAGCCGGCGAAGGCCGUCACUGCUCAGGUCGGGGGGCUGCUGUGGCCAGCUGGGACUCCUCUAGCCACAGAGCAGCUUCUUCAAUAAACGCAAAAUGUCUUUUC